AUGGAUGCUGCUGAUGAAGUUAAAUCAUGGGAUUACCCACCAAGACUUUACCCUGAAGGGUCUUCAAACCUAGAUGGUAAAGUUAUUAAUCACAAUUUCCAUUCAGAGCAUUUCCCCCACGUUAGAGAAACAAUAGGACUUGAUGUGUGGGAAGAGCUGGUGAACUCUCCCAUUGGAGUAGUUGCUAGGCUAGCUGAACGCGAAAGCAUGUGGUCUGGUAGGACCGUGCACUAUCUACUGUGUAGACAGCUGCGAGUUAUAAAGAAGGAGAUAUGGUGUCUCGUGGCUGAUGAGGCUAUCAGGUUUAGCUUGCUCGAGUUUGGUGAGAUCACUGGGCUAAACACAGGUCCAUUGCCAACAGAAAAAUUUGAUCCUGGUCAAUACAACGAGUUUUGGGGGGAGUUGAAGGUGCCGCUUGGGAUGGGACCAAAGUUAGAUGAACUGAAGGCAGCAUUAGCAUUCUGUCCGCUUUGGAGUUUUGAAAAGCGCAAGUGGUUGGGGCUGCUACUUCUUCAAGCCAUGGGAAUCUAUUGUUUGCAUCACAAUUCAAGGAUACCCUUUCAAAGUGCAAUAAGGGUAUUCGACGAAGAAGCCAUGAGGUCGUAUCCAUGGGGUCGGACUGCAUACGAAGUUCUAGUUGACUCUAUUAAAACGUUGGCUCCAGAUGGAGGUUCAUACACAAUAAGCGGCAUGAAGGACGCGUUAUUGAUUUGGGCUUAUGAAUCCGUCACAUGCUUCGGUGAGAGUUUUGGGAGAGUGAUCAAUAACGAAGACGUUCCGCUUUUGCGAUGGGGUGGAAAGCGUACACGUGCAAGCUUUGAUAAAUUGCUGUCUGCCGAAAUAGAAAAGCAUGGCGUGGUGCGUGUGAGGAGAAUGGUUUUGAAGGACUCAAUUGAAGAGAUGUUUCCUAUUUGGUCGGGUGAAGAUGACGACCCACAACUCGUUAGGUUGAUAACAGACAUACAUUCAGGUAGAUUUGUGAAAGGUUUGUGGGAAGUGCAGCGGAAUACAAAGGGGAAGGGGAAUGAGAAGAAGAGAAUGAAGGGUGGAGUUUCGUCAGAAGCUGAGCCACCCACUAAGAAGCAGAAGAAAGUUAAGACACAGAAUGAGGCUGAAGCUGAUGCAGCAGAAGAAAGUCUAGCGCUUGGUGUUACGUUUGAUGGGAUAAACGAUCAAAAUAUUCAAGGUUUAUAG
Molecule: messenger RNA, 1194 nt
Organism: Brassica napus (rape)
Lineage: Eukaryota; Viridiplantae; Streptophyta; Magnoliopsida; Brassicales; Brassicaceae
Exons: 2
Coding region: 1-1194 (397 amino acids)
Source: RefSeq, a predicted model, not a curated record